Kogia breviceps (pygmy sperm whale) is the source of this 546-nucleotide messenger RNA. Lineage: Eukaryota; Metazoa; Chordata; Mammalia; Artiodactyla; Physeteridae. The record is from RefSeq and is a predicted model, not a curated record.
AUGGAGUACGUGUGCACAGCUGACAAGGACAAAAGCAUCACUUUUACUUUUCUAAGGUCAAAGGAAGUCAAUCUUAAAGGAAGAUCCCCAGGUGCCUCCCUGCCUUUCCUCGACGCCCUCGCUGAGACCCCGGCCGCCCUCGGCCUCCCUUCUCCCUCGGACCCGGGCCACUCCCAGUCUCCCGGCCCCCCAGCUUUCUCCUCUCGGGCCACUCCCGGGCUUCCCGGGUUCCCCUUCCUCCUCGCACCCAAGCUGUCCUGGCCUACCGUGCCACCACGAACUCCGCCGCCAGGAGCCGGACGGCUCUCCCACCAGCCCAGUCAGCGCGAACUCGCCGCCGCCGCCGCCGCCCCCGCCCUGGCCCCGACCGGGGCCCGACCCGGCCCGCAGUCCAAGCCCCCUUACGUUGGCUUCCGCCUCGGGAGCGCCGAGCUGGAGUUUCCGUCCCCCGACUGCCCCCAGACCUCAGGUCCGCGUUACCAGUACCCACCUGCCGCUGCCCCCGGCCAACUCCAGUGCCACUGCUUCUACCUCGGGCGCCAGUAG